Messenger RNA from Carassius auratus (goldfish), 895 nucleotides. RefSeq lists its product as uncharacterized. The transcript is spliced from 2 exons. Bases 23 to 268 code for a protein of 81 amino acids. Lineage: Eukaryota; Metazoa; Chordata; Actinopteri; Cypriniformes; Cyprinidae. The record is from RefSeq and is a predicted model, not a curated record.
CAGGAGGCAGGAGCAGACGAGCAUGGAGCUAUCACUGAUGGCAGCACAGCAAUUGCAAGCAGUCAGCUGGGCCUUCAUGGAUUCUCCAUACAAUGGCAACACGUCUCUCCAGACGUCCACCUCCAACCUCAACACCAGCUUCUCCAGACCAGCGGAGCAGGAAGAGGACGGCAAGGUCUCCAGUGACGCCAUCUGGCUGUGGGUGGCUGUCAUUGCAACCAUUGGCAACAUUGUGGUGGUCGCGGUGGUGUGCGCCUGUGCCUUUUAGAUCCUAACACAGCCUGAUCCCUCAGCCGUCUGCACUUAGCACAGUAUGUAGUAUUCAACCAACAACCUUCUGUCUCCUUCCUCCAAAAUCAUCCACUCUGAGUGCGUUUAAAGGCAGUCUAUCGAUUUCUAUUUUAUUCCCACUCAUUAUAUAGAUCUGAUUUGUGUCUAAACCAAAUAACGGGUCGGUUUAUUCCUCAGAAGGGGUUGGUUACAGUUUGCUUGUGUAUGUAAUCCAGCAUUACACAACAUCUGUCAACUGUUGAUCCACCAAAUCCAUGGGACACGUGUCUCCGGAUAGGACUCAUCUAAGUGUGCACGGUUGUGCGUGUCAGUUCUCGCUGAAUCAGACAGAUGGGACCAUGAGUUAACUUUGCUUCUGGUCAUUCUGCACUCUUCUCUCCGCUUCUGCCUCUUCUGGUGGAGACAACACUGUUUCGGUCUAUUUUGGGACAAUACAGGACCAGUAAAUGAGCCAUAACGACAUAUAUUAUCUGCAAGUGUGAAAUGUGUUGGUGCAUUCAAGUCAAGUCAGAAAUACUGCAUUUGAUUAGAAUUUUGUAGAACACUCUGUUCUAUUUUUUUAUCUAGGCUACUUGUUUUCUUUUAUUUUAUUAAAAAAACUUGA